Pseudocercospora fijiensis CIRAD86 is the source of this 4878-nucleotide messenger RNA. RefSeq lists its product as uncharacterized. Gene Ontology annotation, cellular component: RNA polymerase I complex. The coding region runs from base 1 to 4878 and encodes 1625 amino acids. The record is from RefSeq and is a predicted model, not a curated record. NCBI's taxonomy places the organism in Eukaryota, Fungi, Ascomycota, Dothideomycetes, Mycosphaerellales, Mycosphaerellaceae. Gene Ontology annotation, biological process: DNA-templated transcription. Gene Ontology annotation, molecular function: DNA binding; DNA-directed RNA polymerase activity. The transcript is spliced from 3 exons.
AUGAAUCCGUCGCAGCCCGUAUCGUCGCAGAUAUCCAACGUCAGGUUCGGCUAUUUGACAGCUGAUCAUGUGCGCCAAUUGUCCGCCAAGCGCAUCACGAGCGCCGUCACUUUCGACACUCUCGCCAACCCGAUUCCUGGUGGAUUAUACAGUGCAGAGCUGGGCCAGUUCAUGGACAAUGCCUGCGCAACGUGUGGCUUAAAGAACCCGCAAUGUCCUGGUCACCCGGGUCAUAUAGAACUGCCGGUACCAUGCUACCACCCGACAUUCUUCGACCAGAUCCUGCGAUUGCUGCGAGGAGCAUGCAUAUACUGUGGCAAGCUCAAGAUGAAGCGCAUAUUGGUUACGAGGUUCAUAUGCAAGCUGAGGCUGGUGCGGCACGGUCUGUUGAAAGAGCUGAAAGAGCUGGAAGAGAAGGAGAUUCAAGCUGCGAGUGAUCCUACCAAGGCAGGCGCACAUGUGGAUCAGGACGAGGACGAGUCCGAUGCUGGGGACGCGGACACGAGAGCACUUUCCUUGAUGCUGGAGCAAUAUGUGAACGAUGCCAUCAAAAGAGCGAGAAGGAAUGGCACAUUAUCGACUGCCAAGUCGGAAGCAACAAACGCUGAGCGACGGCGAAUAAUACAGGAUUUUAUGAGCAACAUCAACAAGGGCAAGAGGUGCGGAAAUUGUGGAGGCAUCAAUCACAGCUAUCGCAAGGAUCGAUUCGUGAAGCUCUUCAAAAAGCCCUUGAGUGAGAAGGAUCAUGCCGCAAUGGUACAGAAAGGCUUGAAGGCGAGGGAUCCGUUGGUUGAGAUGAGGAGGAAGCUCCGAGCUGAACGAAGUCGGAAGAGAAAACGAGACGAAGAUGAAGCUCCGACUAUCAUAGGCGGUGACCUUGAAGAUGCCAUGGUCAUUGAUGGCGCCGCUGAGACUGCCGCUCGAGCCCAAAAGAAGCCAAAAGCUCAGGACGAGUAUCUCAAUCCCAGCAGAGUUUAUGCUCAGCUUCAGCAGCUCUUUGAAAGCGAUGCCGAAGUGCUCAGCUUGGUAUAUGGUCAAGCUAGCCGGAAAGGUCUAUCGGCAGACAUGUUCUUCCUUCAAACCUUGCUUGUUCCUCCGAAUCGCUUCAGACCUGAGGCCAGACAAGGAGAUGGUGCAAUCAGUGAAGCCUUGGAAAACGGCGCAUACCGAAGCAUUUUGCAGAACUGCGACACCAUCACAGAAAUACAGCGAGAACUCAGUGGCGGCAAGCCAGCGGAGACGCGAUACAGAGAGCGGACAUAUGCCGACCUUGAAAGCGCUUGGCUUGUGCUGCAGGAGAACGUCAACACGCUGAUAGACAAAGACCGCUCUCCUUUGCAAGGUGCUGCGAAUGCCCGAACGCCGGACGGCAUCAAGCAGAAACUGGAGAAGAAGGAAGGUAUGUUCCGAAAGUACAUGAUGGGUAAGCGUGUCAACUUCGCUGCUCGUACUGUCAUCUCGCCCGAUCCGAACAUUGAGACGAAUGAGAUUGGUGUCCCUCCAGUCUUUGCUGUCAAGCUGACAUAUCCGGAACCCGUCACGCAAUGGAAUUACGAAGAACUCCAAGCAGCUGUACAGAACGGACCUCACAUCUGGCCUGGCGCUGUUGCAAUAGAAAGCGAGAAUGGAUCCGUUAUAAGCUUGGAAAGGAAAAAUCCCGAAGAGCGGCUAGCUUUGGCGAACUCAUUACUUGCACCUUCGCCAUCUGGCAACACACGAGGAGCACGACCGAAGAAAGUGCAUCGUCAUCUUAACAAUGGCGAUAUUGUCAUCAUGAAUCGACAGCCCACCCUCCACAAACCGUCUAUGAUGUGUCAUCGAGCAAGAGUACUACCUGGAGAGAAGACACUUCGUAUGCACUAUGCAAAUUGCAACACUUACAACGCCGAUUUCGAUGGUGACGAAAUGAACAUGCAUUUCCCGCAGAACGAGCUAGCGAGAGCAGAAGCGCUGUCCAUCGCUGACACAGAUCAUCAAUAUCUGUCUGGAACCGCCGGCAAUCCGCUUCGAGGUCUCAUUCAAGACCACAUCUCGAUGUGUGUCUGGCUGACGAGUCGUGACAUGUUCUUCGAACGAGGAGACUACAUGAAUUUGCUGUAUGCAGCUUUACGGCCGGAAUCUGGGCAUUGCUCAAAUGGCAAGGUGGAAACAGUGCCGCCAGCUGUCUUCAAGCCAAAGCCUAUGUGGACAGGAAAACAGGUUGUCAGCACCAUUCUGAAGAACCUGCAGCCACAAGGCGCUCAGGGCCUGACCAUGAACGGUAAGAGCACAACGCCUGCCACGAUGUGGGGUAAGGUUGGCAAGGAUGAGGGUGAAGUGAUCGUGAAAGAUGGUGAUCUGCUGCAAGGUAUCCUUGACAAAAAGCAGAUCGGACCUGCAUCUGGUGGAUUCGUCAACGCAGUCUACGAAGCUUACGGCCACACAAUCGCUGGUAAGCUGCUCAGCGUGCUCGGUCGACUCUUGACAAAAUUGCUUCAUAUGCGCGCAUUCUCUUGUGGCGUCGAAGAUUUGAUAUUCACGCGAAACGGCGAGGAAAGCAGACAGAAAGCGUUGGCUGGCGCACAGACUGUCGGUCUGGAAGUUGCAUCGAAAUAUGUGUCGCUGCAAGACCAAAAGCCGACGAGCGAAGACAAAGAGUUGAAGCGGCGACUGGAAGAUGUCGUGCGAGAAGACGCAAAACUUCAUGGCUUGGAUCUGCUUUCCAACGCUGCUACAGCACAGCUCAGUAGCCAGGUUUCAACAGAUUGCAUGCCUGCUGGACUUGCCAAGCCUUUCCCGAAGAACCAGAUGCAGACCAUGACCAAUUCCGGUGCGAAGGGAUCGAAGGUGAACGUCAACCUCAUUUCUUGCAAUCUAGGUCAACAGGUCUUGGAAGGUCGAAGAGUACCAGUAAUGGUCAGCGGGAAGACUCUGCCUUGUUUUGCGCCCUUCGACUCCAGCGUGCGGGCAGGAGGAUACAUUGUCGACCGUUUCUUGACAGGUAUCCGCCCGCAAGAAUACUUCUUCCACGCCAUGGCUGGUCGAGAAGGUCUCAUUGAUACAGCUGUCAAGACUUCACGUUCUGGAUACCUUCAACGUUGCUUGAUCAAGGGUAUGGAAGGGCUACGCGUUGAGUACGACACGACUGUACGUAACACAGAAGAUGGCAGUGUGGUGCAAUUCUUGUACGGCGAGGAUGGCCUCGAUGUCGGAAAGGCGAAGUACAUGGAUGACUACAAGUUCACCGCAGAGAACUACCUUUCGCUCUUCAACAGCAUGCAGAUGGGUGAGGCAUUCGACAGACUGCUCAGUCAAGAGGCAAAGGAUCACAACAAAGCCGCUGAGAAGAAAUUCCGCAAGACAGGGGACCUUGGCAGUUCUGAUCCUGCAAUUGCGUUGUAUUCACCAGCAAACCAUGUCGGAGCUAUCAGCGAGAAGCAGUUCACGCAAAUCCGCGACUACAUUGAGAGCAAUCCUCAUAGGCUCGUGAGGGAUAAGAAGCAGGGAGUCGAUGGGCCAUCAACGCUCUCGAAACGGAAUCUAGAGCACAUUCUUGCGGUGCGCUACCUCAAGUCAGUGGUUGAAUCGGGAGAAGCUGUCGGUGUCGUUGCAGGCCAGUCUGUUGGUGAACCGUCCACACAGAUGACGCUGAACACUUUCCACUUGGCUGGUCACGCUGCAAAGAACGUCACACUAGGUAUUCCUCGUCUACGAGAAAUCGUGAUGACUGCUGCGAAGGAGAUCUCAACACCGCAGAUGACGCUGCUCAUGAAUCGUGGUAUCUCUGCGGAAGAUGCGAAAAAGUUUGCAAAGGGUAUCAGCAAGCUCAGUCUGGCAGAAAUCAUUGACAAAGUGACUGUUUCCGAGACGGUCGGCAAGGGCAUUGGAUAUGGCGAGGCGAAACAGUACAGUAUUCGCUUGGACUUCUUCCCGAGCGAUGAAUACCGACGCGAGUACGCCAUCACUGUCCAGGAUGUUGUGCGGACGAUCGAGCACAGUCUCCUGCCAGUCCUCCAGAAGACCGUCCGGAAAGAGCUGAAGAAGCGCGGUGAUGCCAAGACACUCAAGGGCGUGGAGGCCGCGCUGGGCGAAGUUGAAAGCGGGUCGCCAGAGCCCGAAGAGUCAUUUAGAACCGAUCGGAAGAACAUCGCUGCCAACCGUCUCGAUCGGAUCAAGGGCUCCGACAAGACCAACGACAUCGCCUCCUUCGAGUUCGACGACCGAAAAGGCUCUUACUGCAACUUCGUCAUGGAAUACGACUCGACAACCGCCAAGAUCCUCAUGCUUAACCUCCUUGAAACCUCCCUCCGAAACUCCCUCAUCCAACACGUCGACAAAAUCGAAGGCUGCAUGCUCGACGAAGAAGCCCUCAAAGACGCAGCAAAGAAGAGCCCUGAUGUCACUCCCACACCAACCCUCCUCGCUUCAGGCGUCAACAUAAAAGCAAUGUGGGACUUCCAACACGCCAUAAACCCAAACCACAUCUACACCAACUCCAUCCACGACAUUCUACUCUACUACGGCGUCGAAGCCGCCCGCGCCGCCAUCGUCAAAGAACUCCAAAGCGUCUUCGGCGGUCACGGCAUCAGUGUAGAUCCUCGCCACCUCAUGUUGAUUGCCGAUUACAUGACGAGGAAUGGCGGAUAUCAGGCUUUCAGUCGCAUGGGCUAUGGAAGUAAUGUUAGUCCGUUUAUGAAAAUGAGUUUUGAGACUACUGUGAGCUUUUUGAAGGAUGCUGUGUUGAAUGGUGAAGUUGAGGAUUUGAAGGGGCCGAGUGCGAGGAUUGUGGUGGGGAAGGUUGGGGGGAUGGGGACGGGGAUGUGUGAUGUUUUUUUGCCGGUUAGGGAGAGGGGUGUAGAGGAAGAGGAAGAGGAGGGGGAUGUUGAGAUGGAGGAUUGA